Messenger RNA from Clupea harengus (Atlantic herring), 903 nucleotides. RefSeq names its product gem nuclear organelle associated protein 8 (gene gemin8). The record is from RefSeq and is a predicted model, not a curated record. Lineage: Eukaryota; Metazoa; Chordata; Actinopteri; Clupeiformes; Clupeidae. Gene Ontology annotation, biological process: spliceosomal snRNP assembly. Gene Ontology annotation, cellular component: SMN complex.
GAGUGCCUCUGUUGUGUUCGAGGUCUGCACUUUGUUGCUAGCAAAUUAGCUUUGCAGUCUAUUUUGCUUAACCUGAAGACAAAUGGGGCAUCACAGAUAACUUGAUUAAGUAACGAAUGAGUGGCGUAAUGCCGAAAAUGGCCAACUCUGGAUACUCGGGCUACUGGUAUGAUCACCCCCUGUAUGCAGGUUAUUGGCAGCACUACAACCAAGCAAUGAGCUGGUAUCAGAAACACCAGCGGGCAUAUAAAAAAGCCAUGUUGGCUGCAUAUGGUCCCAUGACUUUCCCUACCCACCAUACAAACAUUCCCACCCACUCUGGCUGGCACAUGGGUGGCUCUGGGCACACAGGGCAAGAGGACCGAGAUCGAUCUGGCAGUGAGAAGGAAGACGACUCCUCAGAGGAGUCAGAGAGUGGGAUUGAGUGUGAUGUCACAAAUAUGGAGAUCUCUCAGGAGCUCCGAGAUUACUUCGCUCAGACUGCACGCCAUAAAGAGGAGCUAAAGCGACAGCAGGAGGAGGAGGCGGUUCGCCAUGAGGAGUAUGUCUUGGCCGAUCAAGACCUGCGUGUAGCAGCGGGGUGGCGCACCAUCACUGCCCCUCAGGAGCGUCCAGGGGAGAGGAGGAGUGCGGAGAUGAAGAGGCUGUAUGGGGAGAACGCAGCACGCAUCCAGGCCAUGGAGACGGCCAUGCAGCUCAACUUCGAUCGGAACCAGGACCGCAUCCAGCCUAAGUACUGGCCCGUCAUCCCCCUGAAGCUGUGAGGCUCAGUCGAGCCCCAUCCCACUGAACUGAUGCUUUUCUAUACAAGUGACAAUUUACUAUGUGUGUAUAACUUUGUAGGCUUUUGAAAUCUUUCAGACAAUUGCUUGGGUGACAAAAUAAACGGGACAUUAAAGCUGG